CCUUCCGGAGACUGAGUGGAGGUCACGGGUUCGAGACCGGGCGGCGGCGGCAGUCAUGGCGCGGCGUUUUGCGUUGUUCGAUUUGGGCGGAGUGCUCUUCGGGCCCGGCCUGCAGCACUUUCUGGGCUCCUGCGAGCGGAGCUACGCCUUGCCCAGGAAUUUCUUGCAGGAUGUCCUGUUUGCAGGUGGUUCUGACAGCCCCCACAACAAGGUGAUGCGGGGGCAGAUCACCCUGUCCCAGCUCUUCUUGGAGGUGGAUGAGGGUUGCAGACAGCAGGCCUCCACUGCAGGCAUCACGUUACCAACCACCUUUUCCAUCGCCCAUGUGUUUGAGGAGAUGGCAGCCAAGGGCACCCUCAAUGCCCCACUGCUGCGGGCUGCCAGCAUGCUCCGGAGGAAUGGGUUUAAGACCUGCGUCUUCACCAACAACUGGGUGGAUGACAGUGCGGGGCGGCUCUUCACCUCCUCUCUGCUGACCAUGCUGCAGCGGCACUUCGAUCUGCUCAUUGAAUCAUGCCGUGUGGGGCUGCACAAGCCAGACCCCCGCAUCUACACCUACACCCUGGAGGUGCUGCAGGCACAGCCACAGGAGGUGAUCUUUUUGGAUGACAUUGGGGAGAACUUGAAGCCAGCCCGAGAGAUGGGAAUGGCCACCAUACUCGUCAGGGACACCGACACCGUCCUGAAGGAGCUGCAGGAGCUGUCAGGUGUGCAGCUUCUCCAGCAAGAAGAACCUUUGCCAACUGCCUGUGAUCCAACCACCAUGAGCCAUGGAUAUGUGCCCAUCCGGCCUGGUGUGCAGCUGCACUUUGUGGAGAUGGGGCAUGGCCCUGCUAUCUGCCUGUGCCACGGCUUCCCCGAGUCCUGGCUCUCCUGGCGCUACCAGAUUCCUGCCCUGGCUGAUGCUGGCUUCCGUGUCAUUGCUUUGGAGAUGAAGGGCUACGGCGAGUCCACAGCACCACCAGAGAUAGAAGAGUAUUCCCAGGAGCAGAUCUGUAAGGACCUGACCGUUUUCCUGGACAAACUGGGCAUCCCACAAGCUGUGUUCAUCGGCCACGACUGGGGUGGUGCAGUGGUCUGGAACAUGGCCCUCUUCUACCCCGAGAGAGUGAGGGCCGUGGCCUCACUGAACACCCCAUACCGACCAGCAGACCCCACAGUGGACAUCGUGGAGAAGAUGAAAAGCUUCCCUAUGUUUGAUUACCAGUUCUACUUCCAGGAGCCGGGCGUCGCAGAGGCUGAGCUGGAAAAAGACAUUGGCCGUACCCUGAAAGCCCUUAUCCGUUCCACCCGCCCGGAGGACCGCCUGCACUCGGUGCCCGGCCUGCUUGGUGUCCAGGAGCGAGGGGGGCUGCUGGUUGGCUUCCCAGAAGACAUUCCUGAGAGCCUCAUCUUGCACGGUGCUGAGCUGCAGUACUACAUCGAGCGCUUCCAGAGGUCUGGUUUCAGAGGUCCACUGAAUUGGUACCGGAACAUGAGACCCAACUGGCACUGGGCACUCUCAGCCAAGGACAGGAAGAUCCUUAUGCCAGCACUGAUGGUGACAGCGGGGAAGGAUGUGGUGUUGCUCCCUAGCAUGAGCAAGGGCAUGGAGGAGUGGAUCCCACAGCUGCGCCGGGGGCACCUGGAGGCGUGUGGCCAUUGGACACAGAUGGAGAGGCCCGCAGCCCUGAACAAAAUCCUGGUGGAGUGGUUGGAGGACCUCCCUCCAGAUGGGGCCAUGCUGAGGGUAUCUCGGCUGUGAGCAUCCCUGCAGCUCCAUCCCAGGGCUCCCCUCGCCCUGGGGUUAUGCUGGAAGGGGGGAUUUGGUAAGGAGGUCUGGAUGCACUGACGCUGCUGCUGCUUCAGGAAUUGCCUUCUGCCUUUGUAACACAGAGAAAUAAAGCACACGUGGGGUUCAGCCCCCCACUGCUUCUCCCGUGGGGUCUUCAGUACGUGGGUUGGUGCUGCAUCCCUGCAGUGCCAGGCUCAUCCCAUUGCUGUUUGCUGAGCUCCAGGCCCUUGCUGCGGCCUCACAAAGCUUGGAGCAGACAGCCAGGAUGGUGGAAGGGCUGGGCAAACAUGCCUGGUAUUUCCCCUCCUUUCCCCCACACCCUCCCCACCAACUCUUCCCCAGCCCUCAGAUAUUUUCAGCCUGGGAUUUGUGGUUUGUCUGACUGCAGGAAGGGUUGCAACACUGUCUGCUUUUGUCAUUUGUUUUUGUUGGAGGUGGGCAGGAGUGGGAGGACCCAGUUGCACCCCCAGCACCUCGCAGAGCCCCAACCUGUUGUAUGCAGGGCUGCAACGUGCGGUAUCCCCAGACCCUGCAGCACCCCUGGGAAUGGCUUUCACAGGGGGGAUCCCAAACCCCUUUCCCUCAUUACACGCCCUAUAAACCAUCUGCAGUGCCACAGCAGGAUGGUGCUCCAGCAGGACAUUGUUCUAGCAGCCCCUGGCCUCAAUCCCCACCCCAGGCCCCCCUCCUGCAGCCCCACUUGGCUUCUUCAGCCCCAUAGGUGCAGGUGUACCCUGUGCAUAUGCAUCUUCAGUUCCUUGGCUACACACACAUAUAACCCCAAGGGUGCGUGCAUCCUUGUUCACCUGGGUGCACACAUCCUUAGCCCCGUUGGGUGCAUGCAUCCUGGUUCCUUUGAGUGCAUGCAUCCUUGUUCCCGUGGGUGCAUGAAUCUUAGGAUUAUUAUUGAGAGGAAAAAUCGUUACCUGGCCCUAAAAUGAGUGGGGAGUCAGCAGUUUGGCUUUGGCAAAGCGUAAAUCAGUGUUGAUGUAUUUCUGGGCUGUUGGCAGUGUUUAGGUGCUGGCUGGCACCCACAGCAGCAGCAGUGGGUUAAUGAGUGUUUGCUGCAAAGUGCAAAGGUCUCUCUGGGCCCUACAUGUUUUGCUCAGCUCAGAUCUCAGCACCAAAGUGCUGCUUUGCAAACCGGAUCGUGGGGUGGCUCCCUCUGCUUUUAACGGGGUCUGUCCCCAACCCUUCAAGGCUGCAGGGCCAUACAGUGAGGACAUGGUGGGCUCUCCCCCCUGCAGGCCCCAUUGGCUAUGGGAAUGGAAGCAAUUAACAGAGCAAAGGGAAAAAAGCCCUUGGAGACUGAGAAGCAAAAGUAAAGGAUAAAA
Phasianus colchicus (ring-necked pheasant) is the source of this 3108-nucleotide messenger RNA. RefSeq names its product epoxide hydrolase 2 (gene EPHX2). The record is from RefSeq and is a predicted model, not a curated record. Lineage: Eukaryota; Metazoa; Chordata; Aves; Galliformes; Phasianidae. Gene Ontology annotation, molecular function: catalytic activity.